Messenger RNA from Trichoderma atroviride IMI 206040, 2903 nucleotides. RefSeq lists its product as uncharacterized. NCBI's taxonomy places the organism in Eukaryota, Fungi, Ascomycota, Sordariomycetes, Hypocreales, Hypocreaceae. Gene Ontology annotation, cellular component: peroxisomal matrix; cytoplasm. The record is from RefSeq and is a predicted model, not a curated record. Gene Ontology annotation, molecular function: malate synthase activity. Gene Ontology annotation, biological process: glyoxylate cycle.
UCACUUUUGAUUAUUUGUCUAGUAGACACCAGUCUUUCUUCACUGUGUGUGGAAUUGCAACGAAAAGCCAUAGCACCUUCACUUCUCCUUUUCCCUCACCUCCUCUCUCAUAUUAUUUCGGUUGUGACGUCUGCCAAUUGAAAUCACCUGGCAUCCAUCUCUACAAGGGCAUCUUUUCAACUUCUCCUUGUCUUACUUUAUAUCUGGACACUUGACUCCAAUUGCAUCGUACAUGCCACAGCAGCCUUUCCGGCAUACAGUCUUCCACAGCUUCCAAUCCCGCAAACACUCUCCUCACACAACCACCGGCACAAUGGCGUCCACAGAAGCUAUCCUCCAGGGCGUCACCGUCCUCGGCAAGGUUGACGAGUCUCACCGCAAGAUCCUGACUCCUCCGGCCCUGGCCUUCCUUGCUCUCUUACAUCGCUCUUUCAACGCUACCCGCAAGAAUCUCCUUGAGCGCCGCAAGCUGCGCCAGGCCGAGCUGGACCGCGGCCUUCUCCCCGAUUUCUUGCCCGAGACUAAGCACAUCCGUGAGAAUCCCACAUGGAAGGGUGCGCCCCCUGCGCCUGGUCUGGUCGACCGACGCGUUGAGAUCACUGGCCCAACUGAUCGCAAGAUGGUUGUGAACGCCUUGAACUCUGAUGUCUGGACGUACAUGGCUGAUUUCGAAGACUCCAGUGCCCCUACAUGGGACAACAUGAUCAAUGGCCAAGUCAACCUGUACGACGCUGUCCGUCGCCAAGUUGACUUCAAGCAGGGCGCCAAGGAGUACAAGCUUCGCACUGAUGCCAAGCUGCCCACUCUGAUUGUUCGCCCCCGAGGCUGGCACCUCGAGGAGAAGCACUUCCUUGUUGACGGCGAGCCCAUCUCCGGCAGUCUCUUUGAUUUCGGCCUGUACUUCUUCCACAACGCCGUCGAGGCCCAGAAGAAGGGCUUUGGGCCUUACUUUUACCUGCCCAAGAUGGAGAGCCACCUUGAGGCUCGUCUGUGGAACGACGCCUUCAACCUGGCCCAGGACCACAUUGCCAUCCCUCGUGGCACCAUCCGAGGAACCGUCUUGAUCGAGACCAUCCUCGCGGCGUUUGAGAUGGACGAGAUCAUCUACGAGCUCCGCGACCACAGCUCCGGCCUCAACUGCGGCCGAUGGGACUACAUCUUCAGCACCAUCAAGAAGUUCCGCAACAACGCAAACUUUGUCCUGCCAGACCGAUCCGCCGUCACAAUGACCGUCCCCUUCAUGGACGCCUACGUCAAGCUCCUCAUCCAGACCUGCCAUAAGCGCGGCGUCCACGCCAUGGGCGGCAUGGCUGCCCAGAUCCCCAUCAAGGACGACAAGGAGGCCAACGACAAGGCCAUGGAGAACGUCCGUGCCGACAAGCUGCGCGAGGUCCGAGCCGGCCACGACGGCACGUGGGUUGCUCACCCUGCCCUCGCCAGCAUUGCCACCGAAAUCUUCAACAAGCACAUGCCUACUCCCAACCAGCUGUUUGUCCGUCGGGAGGAAGUCAAGAUUGGCCAGAAUGACUUGCUCAACAUGAACGUCCCCGGAAGCAUCACCGAGGAGGGCAUCAAGAAGAAUCUGAACAUUGGUCUGGGCUACAUGGAGGCCUGGAUCCGAGGAGUGGGCUGCGUUCCCAUCAACUAUCUGAUGGAGGAUGCUGCCACCGCCGAAGUUUCUCGAAGCCAGCUGUGGCAAUGGGUCAAACACGGCGUCUCUACCGCCGAAGGCAAGCGUGUCGACAAGGCCUAUGCCCUCAAGCUCCUGCAUGAGUGUGCCGAUGGCCUGGCCUCAAAGGCUCCCCAGGGAAACAAAUUCCAUCUUGCUGCGCAGUACUUUGCCGGACAGGUCACUGGCGAAGAUUAUGCUGAUUUCUUGACAACUCUUCUUUAUGAUGAGAUUACGAAGCCUGGAUCUCCCGCUCCGGCCUCAAAGCUGUAAAUGUCGAGGCGAGUAGCAAAAAAAAAAAAAGGCUAUGAGUGUAAAACUAUAUGACGAGAUGAAGGGGAAGAAAAGAUUGUCUUAUAUCGAUAUCAUUGGCGAAAUUGGAUGAGGUUACCUAUUCAUGGUACCUAUUGUUUCUCUGUAUAACAUGGAGUUUUAUCGGAAAGUAGUAUAGCAGCAACAAAAUCAUUAAUGAAUAUUUUAUGCUUUGAUAACCUUUAUUAUUCCUCUUCUACAAAAGAAAUUUGAAUUACUAGUCUGUAAGCCCUAGGUAAUGGAUAUCGAGGCAAGGUACUCGAGUAAUGUGUUCCUAUAGAGUGUGAGUUGUUCCCGAAAAAGACAAACAAAUUGCCCAACUUGUGACGAGUAUGAGUAUCAAGACCAUAGUCCGAUCUCAUACAUUAUAAGGGUAGAUAGCUUGUCUCAAUUUACCAAAAGCAAAAAGAAAAAAAAAAAAGCUAGUCCAAAUGCUCCGGAAGUGGUGAAGUAAAGAUACGCAGUCCGUGUGCCCCGAUCCCCCAUACCGACGGUCCCGAACCCGAUGUCGGAUGCCCGUAGGUAUUCGGGCGACCACCGGUCCGGCAUAACGAGAUACUCGACGGGGCCUUGGGCAAAGAUUUAGUCGAGAUACGUGCACCCCAUAUCGCUGGGUGCCUGGUCUAACCCGUCCUACAUGGAGCUAAAGAGUUCGUCAAUGCGAAAUUUAGAUGAUUUGCUUGGAGCAAUUACCAGUACGAAGAGUUCCCCGAAUACUAGCAUUCGGCCAAGGCAUCUUUUCCUCUUCUCCCGCGUCGUCCGGGCUGCGGCAAGAUGCCCGCUUCAUUUAACUAUGAAAGCGGAAAAGCCGCCGCGCCACAGCUAUCGUUUGGGUCUGUAUACAAGCCUCGGCUAGCAUAUUUCGCACCGCGUUAGUGGCUGUCUCGUAGUUUGUAGUUCUGUUCUAGAAUCAGGUGAAGUG